CCGCCUGGCCACCACCAGCGAGUACACAUCUAAUCAUUUCCCAUCGCUAGCAGUAUUCGGUUUGCAAAAAAGUAAGUUUAUAUGAAAAAAUGGAAUUAGCCAUGAAACUACAGGAGAGCGGCUGGCACCUGACAGAGGACGGCCUCAAAACCCUGACAUCCGCCACUGGCAGCGAGGACCCCAAGAAAAUCAUCGCCGAGCUAUUGAAUAGAGACAUCCGUGAUAUAGGCGGUGGAGCAUUGCCCGCAAAGCGUGAAGAUGCCACUCUGCCCGGGAAGAUUGUGCUGCAGGUGCAGAGGGUGCGAAACAUAGCCGCUCCCAAGGCGAACGAGGAAUCGAAGGCGGCGCCGCGUCUUCUGCAGCUGGAGCUGAGCGACGGCCAGAACUCGAUCCAGGCCUUGGAGCUGGAGCCGGUGCCGCAGCUGAAUCUCAAUGUGGCGCCCGGCAGUAAGAUCUACUUUAAGGCCGAGAAACUGCAGCUGAUGCAGGGAUUCCUGAUGCUCCGUGCCACUGAGCUGCAGCUACUCGGCGGCCGGGUGGAUGCCCUCUACGAGAAGUGGGAUCUGGCCAGGACUAUGCUCAAGUAUGCUCGCAGUGGCCGCCCUCUGAGUGGGAACACAAUGCCACCGCCAUGGGUGGCAUUCGGACGAAAAAUCGACACCACCGCGGAGCGCGAGCGGAACUUUAAGAGUCUGGGAUCAUCCGGCGACAAGGACAAGCCGGCAAAGGAGAACGAGGAGUUUAAUGCCAUGCGCAACGAGGCAAUUGCCGUGGCAACGAAGGCGGGCGGCAAGAAGGUCUUUGGCGGCGGUGGCCAAAACAUCGUCGAUCACAACAUAAAGAAGAUCCUGGACAAGGGUUUCAGCGAGGAGGAGGCACGCAGUGCCUUGCAUGCCACCAGGAACAACCUUGAGCGUGCUCUGUUCAACUUGAAGCGACGCAAGGAAGCUGGUGGCGUGGGUCCCAUUGAACCAAUGGGCCGCCCGGGACGCGGAGAACGACCUGGCCGAGAGGGCAAGCGUGGUGCCACCGCCAAGGAAGAGGCUGAAGCGGCAAAGCCAGCAGCUAAUGCCACGCUGUUUGAUUUUCUUACUACAAAACUGCCCGCCACAGAGACUCCGGCCGCCAGCGUUGCUGAGACCUUUGCUCCAGCUCCAACUGCCCCACCUACUGCCAAUCACUAUAAUCCUUUCAAGCAAUACGGAAACUCAAGGUUCGGCGAAGCCGAUAGCAGAUCUUCAGCUCAUGGCGGUGGCGGAGGCGGCGGCGGAAAGUUUUCGGAUCGCUCGAGAUUUGAGAAUAAUGUUUCGAGCAGCUUUGCUGCCCAUCGCGGUGGUCAUGCUGGUUCCUCUAGGGGUGGCGGCCGCAAUCGAGGCGGAGGAAGAGAUGACAGACCACCGAGAGAGGAGAGGCCACCGAGAGAGGAAAGACCUCCGCGUGAGGAGAGGCCUCCCAGGGAAGAUAGACCGCCCCGCGAGAGGGGAGCAGGAUCCUACAAUGAGCGAGGAGGUGGAAGAAAUAAACCGGAGGCCAAAGGAUCUACGCGCAAUGGCCCGGAUAACGCCUCAGCCAAGAGCCAUUCCGAGGUGAAAGUCGACCAAGAAGCAACCAAUGGAAAAGAUUAUCCCGGCAAUCGUCGUGGCAGCGAUCGAGGUAACAAUCGCGGAGGAUCAAGUCGCGGAGAGAAUGGAAAUGCUAAUGGAAACAAGCGUAAGCCGCAAGCAGGCUCGAAUGUAUUCAAUGCAGCUGGUGCAUCCAGCAAGCCCUCGACCAAUUCUGGUGAGGAUUUCAAUGCACGUUUGAGCAAGGUAACCGAAGAGACGGCCAAUCUCAAGGUGAGCAGUGCGCCCAAGCGAGAGAAUCGCCGCCGUCAGGCAGGCAACCAGGGACAAGCCAAUCGCCAGUCGGGAUCAGGAACGGGAACGGGAACAGGAGUGGAAAUCCAGCAGCAGCAGUCAGCACAGUUGCCUUCUCAAAAGCCAGAAAAGGCUCAGGCCACUCAGAAAACUCAACAGAAUCAACAGCAGCAGCAUCAACAGCAUCACAAUCCCCGGAACAACUCGCAUCACAACUACAGUCAAUUGGCGAAUGGAUAUACAUACGAUCCCAGCAAGAUUAUGGGUUUCCAAAGCAAGGAGGCCAACGAGUUUGCCAUGAGCCUACUCAAGAGUCAGGGCGUGGGCCUGGCCAAUCAGGAAUCGCCAUCAACGCUGCCCUUUGCCUCAGCUUCAGCUUCAGUUGCAGUUCCCCAUCCUCAGCAGCAGGCGGCGCCAAGGGAGCAGUACGGUAUGACGCCUGGCGAUGCUUGGAUGUGGCAGAAGGGAGACUUGUGCAUGGCCAAGUAUUGGGACGACGGAAGAUAUUACGAGGCUGAGAUCACGGGUGUUUCGGAAAAGACUUGCGUGGUCUUCUUUUUGGGCUAUGGCAACCAUGAGGAAGUGCUCCAGGUGGACAUACUGCCCAUUACAGAUGCCCAGAACAGGCCGCUGAGCAAUGCUCCACAGCGUCAACAGCAGCAGCAGCAACAACUCCAGCAGCAGCAGCAGCAUUCACGUUACCGCGGCGGGGAUCGCCAAGGGCAGCAGCAGCAGCAAGUCUAUGUGCCGCCCCACAAAAGGGAACAUUGAAAAGUGGCCGGGCCUGAAUUCAACGUAAAUCAAUUGAAGUAAUGUUUCGAAUAAACAACUUUACAUAGUA
Drosophila kikkawai is the source of this 2697-nucleotide messenger RNA. It is a transcript of the gene Tdrd3, whose product is annotated as Tudor domain containing 3. Lineage: Eukaryota; Metazoa; Arthropoda; Insecta; Diptera; Drosophilidae. Gene Ontology annotation, biological process: mRNA processing. Gene Ontology annotation, molecular function: protein binding; RNA binding. Gene Ontology annotation, cellular component: nucleus; cytoplasm. The record is from RefSeq and is a predicted model, not a curated record.